AUGCCUGAAUCUUGUUGGUACACAAAGGACUUUAAAACCCCCCAGCUGUCUUUAAGCUGCACAAGACGAUCUUUUGAAACCGUUCUGCGACUAAAGGAAGCAAACCCACAAAGACAAGCUCGUAUUUCCUUCAUCUGCCCAAAAGAUCCCUGCAGUUCGGACAAAAAUGGUGUGACAGUUCUAAAAUCCUGUGUGACAGACAUCCUUCCAGCAACUGGACAUAACCCCUACAGAUGAUGGAAGACUCUGCCCACAUAUACAUCUCUGAACAUGGAGACAACAUGGAUAUACAGGAGGAAGAGGAGCGUUAUCAAGAUGAGCCACAUGUGACCUCUGAGCACACAGAGCUUCACAAACAUCCUAACCAGAACACUGAGGGAGAACAUUUUCACUGCCAGUACUGUGAGAGAAAGUUCACCACUAGGCAACGCUGGGAACAACAUGUGCAUAUUCAUGCUGUCUCUACUGAUAAGGCACAUGCACAUGAAAGCAGCACUUUAAGUUCAAAGAUUAGUCAGAUGCAGCAUGAAGAGACAGAGCCUGUAGAUUCAGUCAUGCAGCAGGAGAAGAAAACAAACUUGCCCCAAGAGGAGAUUCCUCAGAGAUCACUCAGUGAAUCAUCUCAACAUCAAACACAUCUUGAUCCAAAUGCUGCAUCAGGAGCUGUUCAGGAAAAUGAAGGGGAGCAUUCAGAACAAUACAUGCUCGACAUCUCCAGCAAUAUCUCAGAGAAUCUCAGCUUUUACAUCGAUGGAAAGAUUGUUUCAACUAGUACGGUUAGUAACUGUGAAGUUGCCGAGGUUCACUCUGGGUCUUCGGCUCUAGUCGGACUGGAUGCCCUGAUUGGGGACCCAGCCCAAAUCAACCAGGUUUUAAACAUGGACAAAGAAAUGUCUGGUCAGCCACAUGCCAAGAGAAGAACUGCAACACCUCCCCUCUUGCCACAAAUCAAAACUGAACUGGAAUCUGAGGUGGUUUUGUCUUCAUCAUCCUCCUCACUUGUAUCUACUUUGAUAGACAACCUCUUCCCCCACAGCACAGACUCUACAGUUUUUCAGAAGGAAAGAACAGUAUUUCUGUCCCCUAAGCUGAAGCAGAUUCUGGAGAAACAGGAUGGUCUCACACCUACACUGGCUCUCAUCACAGAUGGGCAGAAGCCAUCCUCACCUGUCUCCCUCUCUGUCCUGCCUUGUGGGACAGGAAGGUUCAAGAGAAGAACUGGCUCUCCAACAAGCUCCCCACAGCAAAAUGCAGCAUCAAACGAAGAAGCAUCCAUGCCCACAGAGGAGUUUGGUAAUGGGGGUGCGGGACAGAUUGAGACCCAGCAUAGCUCACCUUUACAACAAACAUUCAAUGACAACAAUAAUACAUCUCCAUCUGUAGUUGAACCAGCAGUGAAACAUGCUUUGUCAGAGAAUUGGCCGCCAGUGACUGGUGGUAAUUCCUGUAACCAGCAGCCUCUGGAUCUUUCCAACACUGUCAAAAGAAAUGAAAAUAUAUCUUCAGCCGAUGCUGCGCUUGAUUUGAGUUUGCAAAAAUAUAACCCAGCUGAAUCUGAACCAGCAUUCGAUUUGGUUUCACAGCCAGUUUUGAAAGGAGAAUCAAACUCAUGCAAAGUGGAAAAUCCCUUAAUUAAAAUUGGAGAACGACAAUUGACCCUGGGGAAUCCAGAGACUCCUCUUGUUACAGACUUCACCAUAGUCACAGGUUCGGACAUAGUGACUCCACUAGAGCCUGUUGCAGAGGGGCUUAUUUAUGGACUAACUCUACCUCCAAGUUCACUGACUCCAUCAACCACCUCCCUAACCCCUGUGGGCUUAGAGCCAGGUUCCCCAUGUACUAUAGCAUUUGCUUCACCAGUCACGCACACCAUGCUUCCCACUGCUCCUUCAUUAAUCACAGUUUUGGCUCCACCGCCACCUAUUCCCAAUCCCUCUAGCCAACCGAUCCAGGUAUUGGCCCCUAAUAUAUCUACUGAACCCUUAGUAAUCUGUACAGAAAAUGCAUUAAAUACUUCAGAGUGUGAUUUAACGACUCAAUUUGCCAGUACAAAUCCUGCAAACAUAGUCACUCUCUCCCAGCCCCUUGACCCAGGCCUAAAUCUGCCAGGUCACGUGUUUCUCACUGAUCAGAUUGCGCUCAAUCCACCUCUGGUUGAAUCCACUUCUGCAUCCGAAAUGUCAUUUACACCUACUGUUACUUUAAGUGAUUCCAUGCUCAAUUCUUACAACAUCGCAAGCAACACAUUGUUGAUAGAGUGCACAAUAGCUCUUGAAGCCCCAGGAAGCAUUGCUCCCGCAGCAGUUGCGUUACAAAAGAGUACUGCUGAACCUUCAUCACACACCCAGAUGAUUGUUAAUCACAUAGAACACCAACAGAUUGUGUCAGUACCCAACACUCAAACUGUGGACCCCACUAUUCUGAUGUCGUCUAUAGCAGAAUCUGUAACUCUGUCCACUGAGCCUUCUGUGAUAUCGGAUUCUCCCUCUGUGGGAGACUCAUGUCCUGAUGCAGACCCCGUUACUCAUCCAGAGCUACCAACCGUAAGAGAUGAGGAAGCUGCGGAGGGUUCAGAUUCUGUGUCUGAAAUUGCACCUGAAUCAUCUUCUCCUCUUCUGCCCGAGAAAGCCAAAGAAGAAGAAAAAGACGAAUCUUCAAAUAACACAGCCACUGUCCAAGAGCAGACAUUCACAAAGAACUUCAUCUGCAACGUGUGUGACAAGCUUUUCCACUCGAUGAAAGAACUCGGCCAUCAUGUAGGUGACCAUGCUGAUGAAUGGCCUUACAAAUGUGAGUUCUGCGUGCUGCUUUUUGGCAAACCCUCUGCUUUGCUCGACCAUCGAUCAAGCCUUCACGGUGUUGGAAAGACUUAUGUCUGCAGUGCAUGUACAAAAGAAUUUGUCUACCUUUGCAAUCUAAAGCAUCAUCAAGAGGAAUUGCACCCCGGUCAGCAGUGCACAUACACAGAAGAAGAAAAAGGAAAACUAAGACCUCAGAACUACAACAACUCCACUAAAGUGAACAUAGAUUCUUUAACCCUUGAAUCUUUGGAAGAAUCUAAGAAAUCGGUGAAAAAGGAAGAAUGUGAGGCUGAUGUUGCUUCUGAAGAGCUGUUCACAACAAUUAAGAUCAUGGCAUUAGAUGGAAGCAAAGUCAAAGGGCCAGAUGUUCGUCUUGGCAUUAAUCAGCACUAUCCGAGUUUUAAGCCCCCUCCUUUUCCCUACCACAACAGAUCCCCUGCUGGCUCAGUCCCUUCUGCCACAAACUUCACCACCCACAACAUCCCACAGACCUUUAGCACAGCUAUUAGGUGCACAAAAUGUGGGAAGAGCUUUGACAACAUGCCAGAGCUACACAAGCACAUCCUAGCGUGUGCAAACGCGAGCGAUAAACGGCGGUACACGCCACGAAAAAAUCCCAUCCCUUUACGGCACUUUGCAAAAUCUCAGAACGGGGUGCUGUCGACCACAAAUUCCUCUAAUGGACUGAAUUCGUCAGUCAGAGUCAGCCAGGCGAAUAGGUCUAAACCUGGCCAUGAACCACCCGUCAAGUUUAAAAUGCUGAGCAGAAGGAAGAAAAAAUUGGUUCAAAGAGUCAUGCCACAGAGAAACAAGUCCGUCCCUCCGUCAAACAAAGCUUCACCUGCACAGGUGGAGGUGCAGCAGGAAGUCUUUGUGUGCCCGCACUGCAGCAGGGAGUUCACAAUGCGCCGCAGCAGAACCAAGCACAUGGCUGUCUGCCCCAAAAAACCUAAGGAAAUGAAAAAAAGGAAAGAGGGAGGGAUCUCCGUCACAAAAGAAAAUAACGGACACUUGCACAGAGGCGCUCCUCAUAUGAAAGAUAAAGAGCAGUCGUCGCCUCAGCAUAAAACCAGACUUCAGACAUCUGGCUCCGCAAAGAGGCCGGCCAUUCUGCCAGUGCAAACCAUCUUCUCCAGCAAAAGAAGUAAGAUCAUUAUAAAAGAGAGCACACAGCCAAAGCAGGAAGCACCCACCCUGACAGAGCUGCCCAUCCGCACCUUCAACCCCUCCAUGCGGCAGUACGGCAGAGUGCACCACAGCGUCAAAGGAGUCCCAAUUAAAAUCACCGUCGUCAAAGCCCAACAGACUGCACCACAGAGAGACGAUUUGCCUCCCACUCAGAGCCAAGAGGAAGCCAGUGGAACCAAUAGCAGGCACUCUGAGCAGAGCGCGCUGGCUUGAUGACUCGGAGGACCAUCCGGGAUCAGCAGUACUGUGCUGUAUGGAAGUCCUCAAUUAAUCAAAAGGGAGAAAAACGCACUUGUUCUUUUAACCCAGCGGACUCGUAGGCUGCACCGAAUUACCAAAUUCAGAACAGAUGAAACAGACAAACCAGGAUAAUGCAAUGAGUAAGUGUGAAGAACUUAGAGUCGAAUGCUUUUUUUUAGGAGCUUGGCAUAUUGAAGGAUUUUUCCUCCGUUGCAUAAGCUUGCUGUCAGUGGUUUGAACUUGCACUUAAAGUCAGUCUGACUGCUACAAAAUGGAAAGGAACCAGGAGGGCCUGAGCUGCUCUCUGUUCCUUUAUGAAGGGAUUCUUCGGAGAAGAUGGCAAGUGGCAAUCAUGUUCAGCAUGCAUUUGCACUUUUUGCUGCCUGUGGCCUUUUGGUUUAGAUUCUGACUGCAUGCUGUCUGUGAGCUUCCAGCACAGCCACGUUCAUGUGAGACGUCUUGUGUUGAUGCAGGAUGGCCUUAUACACUGAAUUUGAUCAUGAACAUUUGCUCCUGUAGAAAAGAAGUGGGAGCAAAUAGAAGGCAUGCGAAAUGUCAUCAAAUGUAAAUGUGGAAGAUUGUUUUUGAAUUAAAAACUAUAAGAUAGAAGAAACGUAACAUUGCAGUGUAACACUGGCCGCAAGCUGCCCAUUGUAAGUCCCGUUCAUGUCACUAUAAUUAUUAUUAUUGUUAUAAUUUGAUCAAUUGUUCAGAUAUUCUUUUUUUUCAUGAUUGUCAUGAAUGUAAUAUUUAGUAGAUUUACUGCCACAGCAUUUUGGGUUUUGUUGUUUUGGCUCAGCUGCUACUUUAUGUACUGUAUGGGUGUUUAAAGAAUAAUGCUCUUUAUGUGCCAUCAGACAAAUGUGGUUGGACAUUAUUUGGCAUGAAAGUAGUGCAAACUUGAUGUUGUUAAAUGUUUCCCAGUUAAAGAAUUUAUUUUGGUGGCUUUAACAAACAGAAUCGACUCCCUUAAAAUGUAUUUUCCAAGCCAACCCCUCUCAAAUGGCUUUUAGAUAAGGAAUAUUUACUCUUGUCAUCUCGACUGGGACUCCCUAGAGGAAGAUAUUUCAUUUGUCAACCGGAUUCACAAGGAUACAUAAAAGCAUAGAUAAAGCCAAUGCAGUUACUUUUGUGGCAGAAAAAUGUUCCAGAGCACUCAGGCCACCACAAAUAAAUUGGUUUUAUUUGGGAAACCCUAAUAUUGAAAGCAGAACAGAAGCAGUGGUGUGUGUGCAUUCUCUGUACAACUUAGAUACAACAGAGGCCGAGGCAGUCCCGGGGAACGGCUGGACUGCAUGUGAGCCCAAUCAUCAUUUACAGUUUGAUUUUAGGCUUUGUUUCACACUUAUUCUACAAAUCAUUGUCAGAUGAUUGUCAUGUGAAGUUUAUCCCUCUCUAUGUUUUUUCAAAGUCUGUUAAAGUAAUUUUCUUCUGUAACAUACAAGCAACUCAUCCCUGCCUCUACCCUCUGUAGCCGUUGUCCACCGUUUAAUCUACGAAGUGUUGAUGAUGACAUCCACCAUGUGCAUCCCAAUUGGAGAACUUUUUUUUUCUCUUAAAUGUUUGUUGCACAUUUUCAUGAUGAGCAUAGUGUGUUUUAUUUACACUUUUAUAAGCUAAACGUUUGAAAAAUUAUGUGCUAUACAGGGUAUUUUUUGCUUUGUCAUUGAACUGUUUAAUUUGCUCAAACUAAAACUUGACAACUGUAUCUGUGAGAGUGAGAGAAUCUGUGCAAUGGUAUUUCCACAUUUUUGCCUUUUCAGCCCCCAGUGGUAAUUUUUCUUUAAUUCGGACUGCAAAUGUUGGAUGUACAGGGUGGUUUGGAAGAGUGUUACUUAACUGUGAAAAGUGCUUGUAGCAUUUCAUAGUGUACAUUGACUUAUGUGUAUUUAUUGAUAAUUUAAAUCAGCUUAUCAGUGUCUGAAUGAUUUCUGUGAUGAUUUGCACUAAAAAUGUUUUUUUUUUUUUCAAGCAAGUGUUCAAAAUAAAUGGA
Messenger RNA from Menidia menidia (Atlantic silverside), 6222 nucleotides. NCBI's taxonomy places the organism in Eukaryota, Metazoa, Chordata, Actinopteri, Atheriniformes, Atherinopsidae. The record is from the annotation of a GenBank genome assembly.